This is a messenger RNA of Loxodonta africana (African savanna elephant), 3329 nucleotides long. RefSeq names its product bromodomain containing 3 (gene BRD3). The record is from RefSeq and is a predicted model, not a curated record. The transcript has 12 exons. Gene Ontology annotation, biological process: regulation of DNA-templated transcription; chromatin remodeling. The coding region runs from base 209 to 2392 and encodes 727 amino acids. Lineage: Eukaryota; Metazoa; Chordata; Mammalia; Proboscidea; Elephantidae. Gene Ontology annotation, cellular component: nucleus; chromatin.
CGGCUCGGCGCGUCUAUUAUGCUGCCGGGGCCGGCGAGCCAAAGAGGAGCCGGCCGCGCGGGCCGGGAGGGACGGCCGCCGGAGCGCCGAGGCCAAUCAUUGCCCGGUGGGGCCCGGAGAUGGGCUGCCGAGCUGCCUCGGGGGGCGUAGAGGGAGAGCGGGCGCCUGCAGGUUGCGGCUGUGACAGGAAGUGAGCACGUGGCUCAGGAUGUCCACGACGACGGUCGCCUCUGCGGGUAUCCCGGUGGCCCCGGGUCCCGUGAACCCGCCCCCACCGGAGGUCUCCAACCCCGGCAAGCCUGGCCGCAAGACCAACCAGCUGCAGUACAUGCAGAACGUGGUGGUGAAGACGCUGUGGAAGCACCAGUUCGCCUGGCCCUUCUACCAGCCUGUAGAUGCCAUCAAGCUGAAUCUGCCUGACUAUCAUAAAAUAAUUAAAAACCCGAUGGAUAUGGGGACUAUUAAGAAGAGACUAGAGAACAGUUAUUACUGGAGCGCCAGUGAAUGCAUGCAGGACUUCAAUACCAUGUUUACAAAUUGUUACAUAUAUAACAAGCCCACAGAUGACAUAGUGCUCAUGGCCCAAGCCUUAGAGAAGAUUUUUCUGCAGAAAGUGGCCCAGAUGCCCCAAGAGGAAGUUGAAUUAUUGCCCCCCGCUCCAAAGGGCAAAGGCCGGAAGCCGGCUGCAGGGACCCAGAGUACAGGGACGCAGCAAGUGGCGGCCGUGUCAUCUGUGUCCCCAGCGACCCCCUUCCAGAACGUCCCUCCUGCUGUCUCCCAGACGCCUGUCAUUGCUGCCACCCCUGUGCCAACCAUCACCGCAAACGUCACGUCGGUCCCCGUCCCCCCUGCUGCCGCCCCACCGCCUCCUGCGACACCCAUCAUCCCCGUGGUGCCCCCCACGCCGCCUGUCGUCAAGAAAAAGGGCGUGAAGCGGAAAGCAGACACGACCACGCCCACCACGUCCGCCAUCACUGCGGGCCGGGGCGAGUCGCCCCCGCCACUGUCGGACCCCAAGCAGGCCAAGGUGGUGGCGCGGCGGGAGAGUGGGGGCCGACCCAUCAAGCCGCCCAAGAAGGACCUGGAGGACGGCGAGGUGCCGCAGCACGCGGGCAAGAAGGGCAAGUUGUCAGAGCACCUGCGUUACUGUGACAGCAUCCUCAAGGAGAUGCUGUCCAAGAAGCACGCGGCCUACGCCUGGCCCUUCUACAAGCCUGUGGACGCGGAGGCCCUGGAGCUGCAUGACUACCAUGACAUCAUCAAGCACCCCAUGGACCUCAGCACCGUCAAGAAGAAGAUGGAUAGCCGCGAGUACCCAGAUGCACAGAGCUUCGCAGCUGACAUCCGGUUAAUGUUCUCCAAUUGUUACAAAUACAACCCUCCAGACCACGAGGUGGUGGCUAUGGCCCGGAAGCUGCAGGACGUGUUCGAGAUGAGGUUUGCCAAGAUGCCGGACGAGCCCGUGGAGGCACCCGCGCCCCCUGCGCCUGCAGCCCCGGUGGUGAGCAAGGGUGCCGAGAGCUGCCGCAGCAGCGAGGAGAGCUCGUCAGACUCCGGCAGCUCAGACUCAGAGGAGGAGCGGGCCACGAGGCUGGCGGAGCUGCAGGAGCAGCUGAAGGCUGUGCAUGAGCAGCUGGCCGCCCUGUCUCAGGCCCCAGUAAACAAACCAAAGAAGAAGAAAGAGAAGAAGGAGAAGGAGAAGAAGAAGAAGGACAAGGACAAAGAGAAGGAGAAGGAGAAGCACAAGGCCAAGUCCGAGGAAGACAAGAAGGCCAAGGUGGCACCGCCUGCCAAGCAGGUCCAGCAGAAGAAGGCUCCUGUCAAGAAGGCCAACAGCACAACCACGGCCAACAGGCAGCCGAAGAAGGGUGGCAAGCAGGCGUCCGCCUCCUAUGACUCGGAGGAGGAGGAGGAGGGCCUGCCCAUGAGCUAUGACGAGAAGCGCCAGCUCAGCCUGGACAUCAACCGGCUACCCGGGGAGAAGCUGGGCCGCGUGGUGCACAUUAUUCAGUCGCGGGAGCCCUCGCUCAGGGACUCCAACCCCGACGAGAUAGAGAUUGACUUUGAGACUCUGAAACCCACCACUUUACGGGAACUGGAGAGAUAUGUCAAGUCUUGUUUACAGAAAAAGCAGAGAAAGCCGUUCUCGACCAGUGGGAAAAAGCAGGCAGCCAAGUCGAAAGAGGAGCUAGCUCAGGAAAAGAAGAAAGAGUUGGAAAAGCGGCUACAGGACGUCAGCGGGCAGCUGAGCAACAACAAGAAGCCCGCCAAGAAAGAGAAAGGCGGCCCUGCACCCUCGGGCGGCCCAUCCAGGCUCAGCAGCAGCAGCUCCUCGGAGUCUGGGAGCAGCAGUUCCAGCGGGUCCAGCUCUGACAGCAGCGACUCAGAAUAGACCCUGGACUUGAACAAAAGGCAGCCCGACACGUGGACGUCGCCCACGCCAACCCUCUGCAGUGUUCCCUUCUAUGGUUAAUAUACUCCUUCUGUUCCAUGGUGUGCAGGUUUCCUGUUUAAUUCAGUGUUAUGAUCUCUCCCAGUUUUUGCUUUCAUAGGUCAAAGACCUCGUGUGUGGGCGCUAGACUUGAUGAGAAAGCCUGAGCGCUGCACAGAGUCCUCUUCCUAACAGAAUUCAGUCGCCUGGAGAUGACAACUUCGAAGCUAACCUGGUAACCGUAGAAAGCACGUAAGGUGUGGCCUGAAGGUUCUGCAAAGCCCCUUUCUUACGCCCGACCUGGCCGGUAGCUCCAGAAGGACUUCUGUCGGGAAAUUUCUCUGAAAUGGUACUGUGUCUGAGAGCCGAGUGCCCUGGGGCAGGCGGGGUCCUCGUCUCCAGCCCUCCGUCUGACGUGUCUGCGCUUCCUGCAGGGGCGAGGCCAGGCGUGCCCGCCCCAGGGAACCCAGCUGGGCUUAAGUGGAAGGGGUCACUGGUGCUCCAGACCAGGGCAGCGGGGGCAGGGCACGCGGGGGAGCAGCGACUUCCCUGACUGCUGUGACGCUGGGAGCUCCUGGGAGGGAGCGCCACGGCUGUGUGGCAGCGUGCAGGUUUCCAUACACUGAAACUUUUACCUCAACUUAAAAACAGAAGAAAAGAUUAAAAAAAAAAAGACUUUUUUGUAAGGUUCAGCAAUUUUCUACGACAGUCUGGCCCCAUGUGUGCCCCCAGCUCGUUAGGUCUGCUGCUGCUGCUGCACAUCCUGGAACGUUCUCCCAGCUCCGUGUAUAUAGAAAUACUUUAUUUAUUAACAUCAUUGGUCAUUUUUUAAAAAAAGAAAGAAAAAAGAAAAAACAAAACCGCAAAAGAAAUGCAUUAAAAAAAAAAAAAAAAAGAA